Diabrotica balteata is the source of this 1541-nucleotide messenger RNA. The record is from the annotation of a GenBank genome assembly. NCBI's taxonomy places the organism in Eukaryota, Metazoa, Arthropoda, Insecta, Coleoptera, Chrysomelidae.
UUGUAAUCUUGUUCUCGUUGAACCAUCAUCUCGGUGGCAACACUAUUCCACGGUUUCUCCAGCAUCCUUGGCGCAUCUUCCGGUCGUGAAUAUUGCUCUGUGAACUUCCGCGUCCUGAUAAAUUUGAUUGUUAGUUUAGUGUCUCGAAAGUUCUUUGUGAUUUUAUUUGUAACUUAAUUUUAGUUGUGGAUUAAGAAACGAAAUGAUUCUUCGAAAAAUGGUAAAAGAACAAACAAUCUGUGUUUUCAUCAUUAUUGCUUUAGCAGAGUUCGCUAGCAGCCUUUAUUUAUCCCAUUCCAGCGUCACCACGGACCCUGGAAAAAGUUUAGCAAUUUCAUGUAAAGAUAAAGGAGGGCAACCGGUCAUGUGGAAAGGGCCCAGGGGGAGUCUCAGCGCCAACACGAAGCCAAAAAUACAAGAUACUUCUAUAGGAAAAUUGCUAAUUUUUAGCCCUACGAGGAUUCAGGAUACAGGCAAUUACACUUGUAGUGUAGUCAACAACAAGAAUGAUAAUAGUGUGUUCUCUUUAAUUGUAGAAGAUGCUUUAAAAUUUAAAGACACUCCAGAAGUUCAACGUGGCAAGGAAGGAGAUAAUGCCACGAUAAGAUGUGAAGUCAAUAGACCAUAUAAGAUCAGUUGGCAACUAGAUGAACAUGAAGAUGAAGUAGGCACAAAGUAUAUUCAGAUCGGCGACGGACUUCUUAUUAUUAACGUAACUAGAGAAGAUAACCGAAUAUUUGUUUGUGAAGCCCUUAAAUCUUCGACAGGACAAGUAAUGGACAAAAAGAUUAAAUUUAUUGUUGAACAUAAACCUGUACCAAUCACUAUACCACCAGAUCCAGAAACAGGAGAACAACCAUCUGUCUGGGAACAAGACGAAGAAGUUUAUGGAUUUUUAGGGGAAAAUGUUAACCUUACAUGUGAAGUCGAAGCCGAACCGGCCCCUCGAUUUGAAUGGAAAAGUGCGAAAGGACAGAAUAAAAUAGGGCGCUACUUAAAUGUCGGCAGCCAUAAAUCAGUUUUACAGUUAAAAAUGACUAAAGAAACUCCGGACAAGUACCAAUGCACGGCAAGUAAUAAAUAUGGCAAACUAAAAAAAUUUUUUGAUCUUCAAAUUGGUACGAGGCCACAGCAACCUGAGGCGAUUGAACUUAAAACUGCUGGAUCCGAUUUUUUGGAAUUGGUAGUAAAAGUUCCAGAAACGGAUGAAGAUGCCAUUGCGAAUAACAUGGAACCACAUUGGCUAAAUGUAUUUUACAAAGUGGAGGAAGCUGAGUAUUGGGAUGAACAAGAAUUUAAUAUCACUUUAGAUACUUACAUAUUGACGAGUCUCAAUUCCAGCACAAAAUAUGAAAUCGUAGCCGCAACGAAAAACGUCGCUGGCCUCAGUGCUCUGUCAAACAUCACUUACUUCAAUACUACUGCCGAUGACGACACCGGCACUGGUUCAUCUAAUACAGCAGCAUCAUUUAGUUUAGCAAUUAUUUAUACGAUUCUUUUAGUAAUUUGUAAAUUAGCUUAAAUAUACAUCUAAAAUGCGA